Molecule: messenger RNA, 1112 nt
Organism: Drosophila kikkawai
Lineage: Eukaryota; Metazoa; Arthropoda; Insecta; Diptera; Drosophilidae
Product: myosin light chain 4
Cellular component (GO): myosin II complex
Molecular function (GO): calcium ion binding; myosin heavy chain binding
Source: RefSeq, a predicted model, not a curated record
UGUCAAUAAUAAUGAAUCUUUAUCAUAUUCAAUUGGUUAUCCUUAAAUUUACUUAGUACAUUGCGCACAAAUUUGUAUUCCUUAUCAUAUAGCCAUCUCGGAUUUUAUUGCCAUGUAAAAAAUACAAAAUUGAAUUAUUAUUUGGCUCUCAAAACAAAAUUAUUAACAAAUUGUAAACAAUUUUAAAUCUAUAAAAAUGAACAACGGAGGAGAGUUGGCGGUUUGGGACGCACGGCCGAAUCCUGUUCCUGAAUUUGGCUUCUUUCGUAAGCAGGAUGAGCUGAUGAUUAUGCUGCCGGAAGUGUCCAAGCUUCACGAGAUCUUCGACAUGUUUGUGAUGUUUGGAAAGGAUGCGGGCGCUGAUGCAUCCCGCAUAAGCCUUUCGGAUAUGGCCGACUGUCUACGCUCCAUGGGCGUUAACCUCAGUGACCAGUGGCUCGCCGCUCGCCUGGAUGAGCAGAUGCACCGCCGCCAGGCUCUGGGUCUUCUGGGAGCGCCAGUGAGUCAAAGGGUGUCCUUUGAGUUGGUGCUCAGUCUUUACUGCCAGCUGGCCGAUCGGAACGAAGGACCCUCGUCGGAGGAGGUGAUGAGUGCCCUGCGCACUUUGGAUCCGAACAAUACAGGAAAGCUCUCCUGCACCGAGCUGCGCCGCCUGCUAAUCAGCAUGGGAGAGCGGCUCGAAGAGUCGGAGGUCAUUGGCCUGCUGGAUCGCGUGUCGGACAUCGAUGGUAACGUGCAAUACGAGAAGCUGGUGCUCGACAUGUUUGGCAUGGACGGCGGGUCGGAGGAGACGCGGAACCAGGCCAAGAUCUACUUGCAGGCCAUUGGCCGCAAUGCCAUUGAUAUGGACAUGGCCAAGCGGGAUGAGUUCAUUGAUGCCUUAAGGCGCGCGGACCCGCUAAACAGCGGCUACAUCGAGCUCCCACGUCUUUUGACACUGGUAAACCGAAGAAGGAAGUGUUUUACCUUGGACGAGCUACAGGUGCUCACCGAGGGUAUGGAGGACACCAAAUACUGUCGCGGCAUCAACUAUCGUCGCUUUUUGCGCUCAAUUAUGAAUGAGUGAGCCUAAACUAACAUUGGUUGGAUUAAAUAUAUAAAUAUAAACAGAA